AUGGCUGUACCAACAAUCCUUCCAGGCUACGAGAUUGCCUUUACGAUCAUUGAGAAACUACCUAUAAAAUUUAUUGAUGAAAAAGAAAAACUUUACGAGCAAUUUAUGGAACGAAGAAUUGACAGGGCUCUCUUAAAAUCUGGCGCUAUUGAAUCUUCUGUCAAAUGUAUUAUGAAUAUCAAUUCUUCUCUAGAUGAUCGAAAAAUUGAAGUACCGUCGGUAUUCAUGGCUUGCGAGGAGUUAUAUGCUACUGUAAGUACUUACGGAGCUGGACUCCACCCUGCGUACACAGAAAACCCUGAAAAUGAAAAGAAACGAAUAAGGGAAAUGAUUGAAUCUUAUAAAACGAACGCCGUUAAAUGGCUUAGUAAACCUAAUAAGAAGCAUUUAUGGAAUCGGAAACAUUGGCGUCGGGAGAAUAAUUCCGAGGAUGAUUAUGAUUACGCAAUGCAGUACAAAUUACUUUGGGGAACCCGUAAACAGAUUAUUGACUGGUUACAUGAUAAUCGUCAAGCUAUAAUUGAAUUUGUGUCGGAUAAUCAAUACGGUUUAUUUGGAGAUGAAAACAGCAAUAUAACUUCAGAAUAUCUUCAACAAGAACACUUACUACACCUCGCAUUAAAACCGCCAAAUGGCAAUCGACAUUCGAAUACCACUAACAUAUUCUUUGCUCUUUAUAACGCUAAAUCUGAACCGAAACGUGGUCUUUCACUAUUUAAGCAUGCACCGAGAUUCCGUCUAGAAAUUUGUGCGGAAAUUAAUAAUAGACCAGGACAAAAUUUAGAAGAUCCAAUAGAUAGUUGGACAUGCAAGAGUGGUAUUGGAAUUAGACAUAUAAUGGAUCGUUUGAUAGAUUCCUUUCCUGGAAGUGGUGAAACGCGAAGAGAAUGCCUUGAUUAUGAAUAA
This is a messenger RNA of Ambispora leptoticha, 906 nucleotides long. NCBI's taxonomy places the organism in Eukaryota, Fungi, Glomeromycota, Glomeromycetes, Archaeosporales, Ambisporaceae. The record is from the annotation of a GenBank genome assembly.